Molecule: messenger RNA, 4044 nt
Organism: Geosmithia morbida
Lineage: Eukaryota; Fungi; Ascomycota; Sordariomycetes; Hypocreales; Bionectriaceae
Product: paired amphipathic helix protein Sin3a
Exons: 6
Coding region: 1-4044 (1347 amino acids)
Biological process (GO): negative regulation of transcription by RNA polymerase II
Cellular component (GO): chromatin; Sin3-type complex
Molecular function (GO): transcription corepressor activity
Source: RefSeq, a predicted model, not a curated record
AUGAAUAAUAGUCAACACCCCCACGGUGGAAGCGGCGCGACGCCAUACGAUCGAGACCGCGAAAUCGAAGAGAGGCACCGCGCCAUCCAGCAGCACGAGGAGAUGGCCCGUCGCGAUCAGGAGCGCAGCGACCGGGAACGCGAACCGAACGAACGCUUCCAGUCGGCCGCCGCGCCUCAUCACAGCAGCUCGGCCGGCUCCAUCCCGAUCCACCAGCCCCAGCAGCAGCAGCAGCAGCCGCAGCAGCCUGGACAGCAGCCUGGACAGCAGCCUGGACAGCAUCCUGCCGGUGUUGCUCAGGGUCAGCAGCCGAUCCUCAACGACGCCCUCACCUAUCUCGACCAAGUCAAGGUUCAGUUCCACGACCAGCCCGACGUGUACAACAGGUUUCUGGACAUCAUGAAGGACUUUAAAAGCCAGUCCAUCGACACGCCUGGCGUCAUCAACAGGGUAUCCGAGCUGUUUGCCGGGCACCCCAACCUGAUCCAGGGAUUCAACACCUUCCUGCCGCCGGGCUACCGGAUAGAGUGCGGCGCGGGCAAUGACCCCAACACCAUCCGGGUCACGACUCCCAUGGGUACGACGAUGCAGCAGAUCGCCGGCCGCGGAGUCCACGCCGACGUCACCAGCGCCCCCAGCGCCCAGCAGGGAUUCCAGGACCGCGGCGCUCAGUGGCAGCGUCCCCAGCGCAGCGUCGAGAGCCCGGAGGCCACAUACGGCACGCCCCUCCAGAACGGCUCCAGCCUCCUGGCCGUGGCUCAGGGCGCCUCUUAUGAAGGCGCCGCCCAGCAGCGGCACCCUUCCCAGGUACCGGGCGGCGCGGGCCCCGGUGCCCAGGCCGGCGUCCACAGCGCAAACGCACCGGCGCCUGCCGGCCCGGGCCCUGCUAACGGAGCUGCCGGCCAGGGUGCCAUGAGCGCAAAGGGCCCUGUCGAAUUCAACCACGCCAUCUCCUACGUGAACAAGAUCAAGAACCGUUUCCAGGACAAGCCCGAGAUAUACAAGCAGUUCCUCGAGAUUCUCCAGACCUACCAGCGCGAGCAGAAGCCGAUCCAGGAGGUCUACGCGCAGGUCACCACUCUGUUCCACGAAGCCCCCGACCUGCUGGAGUCGUUCAAACAGUUCCUGCCCGAAUCGGCCGGGCAAGCAAACAAGGCCACACCUGGGCGUGAGGACGGGGCGAGGACUCCCCAGCCCGGCGGCCGGGAUGGCCAGAAGAUGCCGCCCAUCGGCAGCUUCGCGCCCCCGGCCAGCGCCAGCAAGGAGAAGAAGCGCACGCGCGGCCCCGAUAAGCAAGGUGUCGGCGCGGCGCCCCCUCCCGCCGAGCCUGCCCCUCCCAGCCGCCCCCCUCCGCAGGCUGCCACCCUCAUCAACGGAAAUAAGCGUCCGAAGCUGAGCCACGCCCGGUCGACGGCCGACGGGCUGGCCGUCGAGCCCACCCUGACGCCCACCAUGCCGGAGCCGUACCCCCCGCAGCCGGCGUCGACGUCGACGCAGGAGGAGAUCGCCUUCUUCGAGCGCGUCAAGAAGUACCUGGGCAACCGGUCGUCGAUGAACGAGUUCCUCAAGCUCUGCAACCUCUUCAGCCAGAACAUCAUCGACAAGAACACGCUCUUCCACAAGGGCGUCCAGUUCGUCGGCUCCAACCCCGAGCUUCUGAGCUUCUGGAAAGCCUUUGUCGGCUGCGACAGCCGGGACGUCGUCAUCGACAACCGCCCCGCCCCCCCCAUCGACAAGGUGUCCCUGAGCAACUGCCGGGGCUACGGUCCGAGCUACAGGCUCCUCCCCAAGCGAGAGCGCCUCAAGAGGUGCAGCGGCCGCGACGAGCUCUGCCAGUCCGUCCUCAACGAUGAAUGGGCCUCGCACCCUACGUGGGCGUCCGAGGACUCGGGCUUCGUCGCCCACCGCAAGAACCAGUUCGAGGAAGGCCUCCACCGCAUCGAGGAGGAGCGCCACGACUACGACUUCUACAUCGAGGCGAACCUCAAGUGCAUCCAGCUCCUCGAGCCCAUCGCCCAGUCGAUGCUGGCCAUGUCCCCCGACGAGAGGGAGAGCUUCUACAUGCACAACGCCCUUGCCGGCCAGACCACGUCCAUCUUCAAGAGGAUCUGCAAGAAGAUCUACGGUGACCGGGGCAUCGACGUGGUCAACGACAUGUACGCCCACCCGUUCGACGUCAUCCCCGUCCUCCUCGCCCGCAUGAAGCAGAAGGACGAAGAGUGGCGCUUCUCGCAGCGUGAGUGGGAGAAGGUGUGGCACGCUCAGACGGAGAACAUGCACCUCAAGAGCCUCGACCACAUGGGCAUCCUCGUCAAGUCCACCGACAAGAAGAACCUCACGGCCAAGCACCUGGUGGACGUCAUCAAGACCAAGCACGAGGAGCAGCGACGGGAGCGCGCGCUCCGCGGCAGGUCCCCCCAGCACCAGUUCGUCUGGGACUUCAGCGACAAGGACGUCGCCAUCCAGCUGCUGCGGUUCGCCAUGCUGUACAGCCUCAACGCCGGCCAGCACAGCAGCCAGGAGAAGGAACGCAUCCUCGAAUUCCUAGAGAUGUUCGUCCCCGCCCUGCUCGACAUCACCGAGGAGCAGCUCCAGGACAGGCUUCCGCGGAUGCCCCUCGACUCGGGCGAGGAGGACGUCGAGGACCACAUCCCGGCCGAGCUCUCCAGCGGCCGCAGCCGCCGCAACGGCAAGAAGGGCGACCUCCUCCGAGGCGUCCUGGACCCUGGCCGCAACACGAGCAGGUCCCGCCAUCAGAAGGAAGACGGCGCCACCGCCGCCGCCGCUGCCGCCGGCAGCAAGGAGACGACGCCCGACGUCGGCUCCAACGAAGAGGACAUGCCCGACGCGCCCGAGGACGGCUCCGGGGCCGACAUGUCGAACGAGCGGUGGAUGCCGGGCGUCCCCAAGCCGGUGGUGGUGGGUGACGCCAACGCCCUGCUGGACUCGGACGGCGAGCUGAGGGCCGACGGCCUCUUCGCCCGCAAGUGGUACCACUUCUUCUGCAACCAGAACAUCUUCGUCUUCCUCAGCAUCUUCCAGACGCUGUACAGCCGGCUCCGCGACAUCAAGGACAGCGAGAAGACGGUCGGGAAGGAGGUCGAGCGGCUGAACAAGGAGAAGCCGGCGCGCGACAUCGGCUUCAACGAGAGCCACAUGGACUUCUUCACGCCCGAGGACGAGCCGUCGGCCUACUGGCCCAAGACGGCGGAGCUGAUCGAGGAGUACAUCGCCGGAAACGUCGACGAGAACAGGUACCACGACAUCAUGCGCCACUACUACCUCAGCAACGGCUGGAAGCUGUACACGAUCCAGGACCUGCUGAAGACGCUGUGCCGCCUGGCCCUGGCCUGCAGCAGCACCGACUCCAAGGAGAAGACGCCGGACCUGAUCCAGCAGUACAUCAACAACCGAGAGAAGCAGGAGACGAGCUAUCAGACGGAGAUAAGCGCCAGGAAGUUUGCCGAGAAGUGCGUCAAGGAUGGCGAGCUAUUUGCGAUUCGCUGGUUCCCCGAAGAGUCCAAGGCGACGGUGCGCUGGCUGCAACGUGACGAGACGACCUUUUACACGGACGACAUGCAGCUCCGUGAGCGGUGGCAAUACUACAUCUCGUCAUUCAUCCGGGUGGAGCCGACGGAGGGCAUCGCGCGGUCGCGGCUGCAGAAGUCGGUGCUGACGCGCAACCUGCCGUCGGGCGACGCCGAGUCGGACGACGGGGCCAUCCCCAAGCUCCUGUCGUACGAGGAGGCCCUGACGGUCAGCAUCUGCCUCAAGAGCUCCAAGAUGAUCUGGGAGCCGGGCACGUCCGAGUACUUCGUGUACGACCAGUCUCCCAAGACGCGGGAGCAGCGGGAGCGUCGGGAGAAGUUCACCAGGGCCCUCAGCAACCACCGCGAGCUGGAGCUGACCAAGAAGUUCGUCCACAACCCCCCGUGGGCAAAGGACAUGUCUCCCGAGGAGGUUCAGGAGCAGAAUAGCAGUUUCCGCAAGUGGAUGGAUGACGGUGUAGUCCCAUCCGGUUCCAACGAUGUCGACAUGGAGUGA